Didymodactylos carnosus is the source of this 807-nucleotide messenger RNA. The record is from the annotation of a GenBank genome assembly. NCBI's taxonomy places the organism in Eukaryota, Metazoa, Rotifera, Eurotatoria, Philodinida, Philodinidae.
AUGCUUACCAAAACUGCCAUGUCGUCUGCAAAAGAUAAAAAUAUUCGUUCUGCUCAACAUAAUGAUGCAACAGCUAUUAGAAAAGUCCAUAGUCGUCAUACAUGGAAACUCGAAAGCAUCAGCCAUGGACAUGGUCCACCAGUUUCACGAAAAGCGGUUCAAUAUGUUUUGGAUGAAGUGGCAAAGAGACGAAAUGAAAAGUUUCACUUUUCAAAACAAGAAAUAGAGUCACUGUGUACAAUAUUUCGUCAUUUGACAAAAAAUGCUGAUAAAAUUGAUCGUAAUCGAUUUAGAGAUAUUUUAAAUAACACAUUCGAUAUGACAGACGAUAUUCUAAUGGAUAGAGUUUUUAAAGCAUUUGAUCGUGACAACGAUGGUCAAGUAAAUAUGUUGGAAUGGGUCGUUGGUUUAAAUACAUAUCUUCGAGGAACAUUAGAUGAAAAAAUAGCAUUUGCGUUUAAUUGUUAUUCGUUAAAAGGAGAAAAACAUAUAACACGUGAAGAAAUUUUUCAAUUACUCAAAAGCAGUGUGUUGAAACAAGCCGGUGAUGAAGAUCCAGAUGAAAGUAUAAAAGAACUCGUUGAAAUAACUUUGAAAAAAAUGGACAAAGAUCAUGAUAAUCGUCUUGGUGAUGGCGAUUUCACAGCAUCUGUCAAAGAAGAUCCUCUUUUAUUAGCUUGCUUUGGACAAGUAUUUCCCAACCAAAGGAGAAAAAAUGAUUUUGAGAAGACACUUGCUCAAAUGUCGGAUGUUGUAUUCGGCCAAUCAUUAUCUCCUCAACAGUUGGCAUCUGUCUUUGAUUAUUAA